This is a messenger RNA of Centruroides sculpturatus (bark scorpion), 1574 nucleotides long. RefSeq names its product serine-enriched protein-like. The record is from RefSeq and is a predicted model, not a curated record. Gene Ontology annotation, molecular function: protein binding. The coding region runs from base 76 to 1326 and encodes 416 amino acids. Lineage: Eukaryota; Metazoa; Arthropoda; Arachnida; Scorpiones; Buthidae. The transcript has 5 exons.
UAUUAAAGUGGAGAAAUAAGAAGAAAAAAGGCAGAAGGACGAAAGCAGGUCACGCGUCACGAUCGAUAAACAGUUAUGAGGUGGAAGUGUCGUGCGGAGAAGCCGUCUCUCGAAUGCCCGAAACUGGAGGUAAAUAAAAUGUCUGAUGAACUCAUAUCUAAUGAAGAUACUGAAGAUUACUCCGUUUUCGAGAAUAAGAGCGGUCUGGCAGAAGACAUGAAGUUUUUGGCAAGUAUGCCCGAGCUGUGUGACGUAACGUUCUUGGUGGGUGAAACUAGGGAGCCAGUUUGUGCAGUAAAAGCCGUUUUGGCGGCGAGAAGCAGGGUGUUUCACAAGAUUCUGUACACUCAGCAAGUUGCUCCAAGAGAAAUUCAAUCUCGGAAGAGAGAUUUUAGCAAGGAGACAAAAUUGAAAUUAUUCCUGAAGCGCAGUAGUGAGCCUAUUUUAAAUGUACCUUUAACGCAGGUGCCAUUUAAUGCGCACCAAACUUUGAUUGUCGAAGAAUUCGAGCCUGACGUCUUCCGGCAAUUAAUCGAGUAUAUACACACGGGAUGUGUUACGUUGCAGGCAAGAACACUCCUGGGAUUGAUGAAUGCGGCUGAUUACUAUGGACUCGACGAGCUGAGAAGAGCAUGUAUGGGUUUCGUACAGUGUUGUAUCAAUGUGGAUACAGUCUGCGCGCUUCUAUCCUCGGCAGAGAAGUAUAUACAAUAUAAAUGUACAAAAUCACUGGUACAGAAGGUAAGCUAUGUUCUAAAUCAACCAAUUUCUUGUGAAUUAAUAAAUAAAGACAACUUUGACGCUUUGCAGGUUCUAGAGUUCGUAGAUCUUCACGGUAAUGAGGUUUUGGGAUUAGGUAGUUUUGCCCUGUUGCCUCAACACGUCGUUAGACUGAUACUAUCGCGCGAGGAGUUGAAAGCCGAUGAACUUACCAAAUUUCAGGCGGCAGUCCAUUGGAGUAAACGUUAUUGCGACGUUGUCCCCAGUUCAGAAUUGCGCGACGUCAUGUCAAACUUUCUCGAGUGUAUAGAGUUUUACAAGAUCCCCGCAGGAGUUCUAAUGCGAGAAGUUCACCCCCUUUCCGUAGUGCCGGAUCACAUUAUCAUGAACGCGCUGGCCUUCCAAGCAGAUCCUUCCAGUGUGGACAUGAACAAAAUGGGCACACCUACAAGAUUCAGGAGGACCUCGCUGAUGUACCCAUUGGCCAACGAUGCCUGCAAAAGCCUUUACGAUCAAGAGAUGGCCUCCAAGGAACCCGCAGAAGGGGAGCGACGUAAGGGGAGAACCAGAUUAUAUAAGAGAAGCAAGACGGUGGCCGAGAGUUGAACUUUCACUGCCUUUUUCCAUGGAUGAAAUCUUAUCCAUUGCCUUCUGUGAUUUUUCUCGUUGGAAGAGUGGAAUUGAUUUGCGUAUAUUUUCUUAUCCAUAUUUACCGACGACGUGUGAUCAGUUGGAGUAUAUUUUCUUCACUCCGAUCGUUCUAAUUUGUUAAAAUAUCUGUGACUAGUUUUAUUCAGGUUGCUUUGUGAACGAGAAUGUGUCAUGUUUACAUAAUAAAGCAUACGAAAAGACAA